Molecule: messenger RNA, 243 nt
Organism: Morchella importuna
Lineage: Eukaryota; Fungi; Ascomycota; Pezizomycetes; Pezizales; Morchellaceae
Exons: 4
Coding region: 1-243 (80 amino acids)
Source: RefSeq, a predicted model, not a curated record
AUGUACCGGGUGGGUGCUUUAGGCAGGCAGGCAGGUGGUAAGGAUUUGUGCCUGGGGUGGAAGAGUGGUAGAGUGGUUGGGGGGGACGACGUCACUGAGGUGGUGGGUGAGAGGACGAAGAGCAGUGGACGAGUGAGCGGUAGAGCAAUAGAGCAGGUAGACUCGCACAGCCACCUUUUUUAUAUCUCUGCCUGGCGGCUAUCACCAGUUCACACCUCAUCAUUGAUCCCAGCUCCCCAAUAG